AUUCUGAAACUAAUUUUGACGUUUUAACAAUAAUGUGUCAAAUAUAAAUAUUACCUGAAUUAACAAUUUACCUAUGUAUAAAUAAACUACUGUAAUUGUAAAGUUACAUAAUGUAGUGCAAUAUGUAAUUUUACAAAUGCUAAAAAUAAUAUAGGGAAAUAACACGAUUGACAUUUUUUUAUAUUUGUUAUUGUUAUUUUAUAUCUCAACAUAACCUAUUUAAAACUGAUAAUAUCGGUCUGAAAAUUUGGCCUUAAUAUGUUUAAAACCAUAUCAUCUUGCAACGAUUCAGUUGAGAUUGAUUUGCUGAUUACUUUGUGAUAUAAUACAAUUAUUUGUAAAAAUUUUCUAUUUACACUAAUUUAAAAUGCUGGAAAAAAUAGAAGUUGAUGUUAUUCCUCAAGAUUUGCGACACGAGGAGACGAUUAUUCAAAUUGCAGAUGCUUUAGAUAAUUUAGAAUUUGCCGUUUCUCAUACUUUCAAUUGCAUCAACAAUAGAAUAUCCGAUAAUAGCAAAAAGCUAGACAUCAUUAAAUCAAGAGCAGAAAAAAUUCAGGGACAACUUGAGUACCUUCAAACAAAUUUGAGUUUAAAGGCAGUAAAAAUGUAUUCAGCGGCAAAAUAUCCAGCCAGUCAUGUUUAUAAAGAAUAUGAAAGUAUAAUGAAACCAAAUAUAAAAAAAGAAACUCUACCAUCAAUUUACAAAAGUUCACUACCAAUUGCCGAUACAAUUGAUAUGCACUUAACUGCCGGUAGUAAAACUGAAAAUGGACAAUACGCGACUAAUAUUAAUCUUCAAGAAAAAUUACAAUUUUAUUAUGUCAAAUCGAAACCCUAUAAACGAAUAACAGAUAGAGAAACAAAUCAAGAACGUAUAAUGCCUGGACCAUCUUCUAUAAGUGCUCUUAUACUUUUUAACAGUUCUAAAGAAUCUGACGAUCGAAUUCAUUUAUCGCAAACCAGUGAUAAACAGAAACUUGAAGACGCACCUGAUUCUAUACUUCAACCUUGGCACUCUUCUGAAAUAGAAUCACCCUCUUCUUAUUUAUAUGCUCCUACUUUAGGCGAGGUUCCACAAAUAAAUGUCCCACUAACACUACCAGAUCUACCAGGAAUCGUCGAUGAUGAAAAAUUCGUUCUUGAUUUAAAUUCCCAAAGUCCAAUAGCACCAUCAUCGGCAACAGUAACUCCAACCGUUAGAAUAGAUCUUCCCACUCCAGUAUCAACAACAGAUGAAAUAGAUGUUCCCUCAGUUUCGGAACAAACUGUACAAAAUUUGCCAAACUUUUCAGAAAGUAAAACAAUUACGUCGGAGGUUAUUUCAUCGCCGCCGCCACCACCUCCACCUCCGCCACCUUCGAAUCAGAAUCUUGAGCAGAAAAUUCCUGCACCUUCACAAGUAUUGGUUCAAGGUCCUCCUCCUCCACCGCCACCUCCUCCACCACCACCACCUCCACCUCCGCCACCUUCUGCUCCACAGUCAGAAGGAGAUACGAAAAAAGUGGAAAAGAAAGCAGCUUCCCCACAAAUUCCAAAAGUUGUAGAUGAUCGUACAAAUUUGAUGGCAGCAAUUCGUGAUGCUGGUGGAGUUGGAAGAGCAAAACUUCGUCCCACUGUUGCCGCUGAAAAGCCAAAUGAACGAUGGGCAUCAGCUUCAGUUGGUGGCGAUUUGAUGGCCGAUCUUCAUGCUAAAUUAUCACUGAGACGAAAAGGUAUCGCCGGUGGUGGUAUGAAUGCUUUUGAAAGAAUGUCCAGCAUGAUUCCACCACCUCCAAAACCUAGUGAAGUUUCUGAUAGAAACUCAGCAACAAGUGAAGGUGAUUCACAACCUGAUAAUGACGAUUGGGAGGAAUAACUUCUUUAUACAUUCCAAUUUGUAAUAUAUACAUAUAUUUUACAUAUUAAAUUCUUUAAUCAUUGUUUAAUCAAAAUUGUUCUUUUUUAUGCGAUCCCACGUCAUUUUUCUCAAUCAUUUUGAAACUACUUUUAUAAUAAAUAGAUUCAUUCAUUAACUAAUAUAAAAAAAAUAACAAAACUUUCUAGAAAAAUAUUAUUGAAAAUUGUUGAAUUUUAAGAUUUAAAAAUUCUCUUCAAACAGGACUUUGAAAUUACAGGUUCUAAAGAUUAAGAAACUUAACAAUUAGUAAAAAAAAAUUUCAUGUUUUACUUUCAUAAAUUACAUCCUAUAUAAUGGCAGUAGAAAUAUUGAAUCUUCAUUUUUGUCUUUUUUACAAUAUAUUUUACCUAAGUUUAUUAUAAACUUAUUAAUCUAUUAAAAAGUUGUUAAAUAUCAAAAUUUUAAUUGAGCUCAAAAUAUAAUUUAUAUAAAAUGAAUCAAUAAUAAAUUUCCUUAAAUUAAAUUAAUUUUUUUCUAGAUACUAUGUAACAGAAGUCUUCAAUUCAAAAUGAAGACACGAUUUAAAAAAAAAAUUCCAUAACUGUAUAGUUGAUAUGUAUAUAAAAUUAAUUGAUUUAAUAUUAUAUCUAAUUGUAAACAUAUUUCAAUUACAAAGCUCGUAUACUCCAAUGUUUAACAAUUGAUAAACUUUAAAUACAAAACUUUAUACUUUCGAAUACUUUCAGUAGCAAUUUUUAUGCGUUAAAUUUUCAAUAUUCACUUACAUAUUUUAUAGUAUAUUAAAAAGUGGUAAUUAAAAUAUAUUCUGACGAAGGAAUGUUUCAACACUAAUCCUUCACCUUUUUUUUCAAAAAAAAAACCUGUCGACUAUUUUAAAUUAAAAAAAAAAAAAAUUUCUAAAAAUUUGUUUUUAAAUAUAUCAAUUGUAUUUAGUAGCAUCUAUUAAUGAAUUAAUUAUUUAAAAACAAAAUUAAAAAAAUUUGCACAAUGAAAAAAUUUAAAUAGUCGAAAUUUUGAUAAUAGAGAAAAACAACCGUUCUUUCAAGAAUAAAUUAAAUGAUUAAAAAAAAAAAAAAAAA
Messenger RNA from Leptopilina boulardi, 2937 nucleotides. RefSeq names its product WASH complex subunit 1-like. The transcript is spliced from 5 exons. Lineage: Eukaryota; Metazoa; Arthropoda; Insecta; Hymenoptera; Figitidae. Gene Ontology annotation, biological process: endocytic recycling; Arp2/3 complex-mediated actin nucleation; exocytosis. The coding region runs from base 368 to 1855 and encodes 495 amino acids. Gene Ontology annotation, cellular component: recycling endosome; WASH complex; early endosome. The record is from RefSeq and is a predicted model, not a curated record. Gene Ontology annotation, molecular function: alpha-tubulin binding; gamma-tubulin binding; actin binding.